Messenger RNA from Onychomys torridus (southern grasshopper mouse), 804 nucleotides. RefSeq lists its product as uncharacterized. Bases 1 to 804 code for a protein of 267 amino acids. The record is from RefSeq and is a predicted model, not a curated record. NCBI's taxonomy places the organism in Eukaryota, Metazoa, Chordata, Mammalia, Rodentia, Cricetidae. The transcript is spliced from 4 exons.
AUGAGAAAGAAGCAUCCAAGAAUUUUGGGAAGUCUACGCAAUCCUCUCCCCCGUGAGGCUUACCAGCAGCCCUCUAGUUUUCCAACCAGCAUUCACCUCAUCCCUUCUCAGCUGCCCACCCCUCGGCCUAUGUUUCAGUCUAAUCCUCUGUCUGUUUUCUACCCUACCUCUUUCCCUGCCCUGAAGAACACUUCCUACUUCCCCACCUUAAUCAUGGCUAUGCCCAGCUCCUCCUGUGUAGACAAACUUUUCUCUAAACACCCUGCUCUCUUUGAACCCUCUUCCUGUUUGUCUGCCUUCAUGACUACCUCUCCUAAAAGAGCACCGCUGGAUAGUUGCCUAGUCUCUCUUUCCUAUCAAGAAGCUGGCUACCCACAGCCAGACUCGAAAAUCCUUCAGGAAUUGAAGAAGUCUUCAGAUACAGAGCCUGGAACUGGAGGAAACAGCUGGGCCCCCUCAGCCUUGAUACCAGGGGAGCAGCACCCAGAAACACAGACUGGGAACCAUGAAGUGGAAGAGACUCAAGCCCUGGCUAAGCCUGAUGCCUUCAUUCAGUACGUACAGCAGCAGUGGAGGCUGACAGUGAAGAUUAGUUACCAGGCAUGCUUUAGAAGGUGUCCCUGUGUGGACUUGGGUGGCAACACAGGCCACGGACAUCACACAGCCCCUGCCUGUGAUAGGGCCAUGGACCCAGACCUGGCCCUAGGCUGCAGCUCAGGCCUGGACAUCAUUAUGCCUCCUGGGGGCAGCAUGGGCCACUCAGAUCAGCAUGGUCCUGGUGGCAACGUGGCUCUUGGAAACUAA